UCUGCGAGAUUUGAGUAUAUUUGAACGGAGACUUGUAUGAAGUUAUAGUGUUUUAAUCUUCUGAAAAAAUUCACCAGGGUAGCACAGACAGGUAACAUUCAAAAUGUUGUUUUCAAUUUCAUCUCUGAUCUUCCUCGUUUACUGUACUUACUUCAGCCAAGAAAGAGAGAUGAGGCUACAGCAUGGAGUAAUUGAGCAUGCCUACUGCCACGUAAUCAAGAAUCGAUGUAACGACCCUGUUAUUGGAAGCUCAGUGAGGCGCUUCUGUGCAAGAACCUGUGUGGUAUGCGUAGUCACACCACCAACUAUACCACCGACAACGAUUCCUCGUACAGAGCAGCCUAUUGACCAGGGAAGCGUGGAAUGUGGCAGGAAAGCGAUCGGUAGCAGAAUUGUGGGCGGCACAAACGCAAGGCCUGGGGCUUGGCCAUGGCAGGUGACGAUGGACUACAAGGGACAUCCUGGCCCUCACUGGUGUGGUGGCUCAAUAGUGACCCCGCAUUGGAUAGUUACCGCUGCUCAUUGCUUUGGUAAUGGCGAUGACCCCAAGAAGUACAGCAUUGUUGCAGGUGAACAUGACCUUAACGCAGUGGACGGAUUUGAACAAAAUACGACAAUUGAGGAGAUCAUCACACAUCCCAAAUAUAACAGGAUUGCAAAUCAUGACUACGAUGUGGCACUAGUCAAACUGAAGAACCCCAUUAAGUACAACAAUCACGUGAGGCCUGUGUGCUUAGCUAAAUCGGACUUCGAUGCUGGAACGAAUUGUUAUGUAACUGGGUGGGGCUACACCUCUGAGGAUGGAAAUAUUGCGCAGAUUUUGCAGCAAGCGAAAGUUCCUCUCGUGUCUCGCGAAACCUGUCAAGAAGGGUACGACGACUUGGGAUACAAAAUAUCAACCCGCAUGCGUUGUGCAGGCUACAGUGAGGGAAAAAUUGACGCAUGCCAAGGAGAUAGUGGAGGGCCGCUAGUCUGCGUGAGGAACGACAAGUGGUAUCUUAUGGGUGUCAUCAGCUGGGGACAGGGAUGCGCGCGCAAAGGAAGAUAUGGGGUGUACGCUGAUAUGAUGGAUCUCAAGUUCUGGGUGCAACAGACCAUCAACAAAGUAUAAUCAUUAAAAAUCGAUUAGAAAUGUGAACACGAAAUAUUGUUCUCCUUUGUUUUUUAUUAACUAUCGAGAAUAAAACGGUUAAAAAUACAA
Messenger RNA from Pocillopora damicornis (cauliflower coral), 1201 nucleotides. RefSeq names its product serine protease 27. Gene Ontology annotation, molecular function: calcium ion binding; serine-type endopeptidase activity. The record is from RefSeq and is a predicted model, not a curated record. NCBI's taxonomy places the organism in Eukaryota, Metazoa, Cnidaria, Anthozoa, Scleractinia, Pocilloporidae. Gene Ontology annotation, biological process: proteolysis; blood coagulation.